AUGUCCAAAGCCCAUCUCUUUCACUCCCCCGAGGGUCUCGUGGCCAAAUCUCUCCGAGGCCUCAUCUCCUACAACCCGUCCCUGUCUCUGGACGAGACGAACCGUGUGGUUUUUGACACCAAGCAUGACCCUUCCAAGGUCAGCAUCAUCUCGGGUGGCGGAUCUGGUCAUGAGCCGGCGUGGAGCGGCUAUGUAGGCGACAAUAUGCUUGCUGCCUCGGUGGGCGGCGACAUCUUUGCCAGCCCGUCCACCAGGCAGAUACUGGCCGCCAUCGACGCCGUCCCUAGCAAUAAAGGCUCCAUUCUGGUUGUCACAAACUAUACUGGCGAUUGUUUGCACUUUGGCCUGGCAAACGAAAAGGCCGUGGCCAGAGGCCACCGCUGUAGGAUGAUCAUCUGCGGCGACGACGUCUCCGUCGGCAGAAAGGGAAGCCUGGUCGGCCGCAGAGGACUUGCUGGCCAGAUCGGUGUCCUGAAGAUCAUGGGCGGUGCCGCAGGCCAGGGAGACUCUCUGGACGAGGUCUACGACCUGGGCGUGGCCUUUUCCCAGCAGAUCGUGUCCAUCGCGGCCACCCUGGACCACUGCCACGUUCCUGGACGCACAGAACACGCCAUGCUUGGUCACGACGAGGUCGAGAUCGGCACGGGCCCGCACAACGAGCCUGGCUACCGAAAGCUCUCCCCAGCCCCCUCGGCCGAGGAACUCGUCGCGCAGAUCCUCGAGUACUGCCUGCAAGAGAAAGAUCCAGAGCGGGCCUACGUCAAGUUUGCUCCUGGCGACGAGACGUUCCUCCUCAUCAGCAAUUUUGGCGGCAUGUCCCAGCUGGAAAUGGGCGCUCUGGCGGACGAGAUCCUGGAGCAGCUGGCGCGCGACUGGAAUAUCGAGCCGGAGCGGGUCUACGUCGGCCCUCUGGAGACGUCUCUCAACGCGCCCGCCUUCUCCGUCUCUGUCAUCAACGUCACGGCGGCAGCAAGGGACUGCUCCUAUUCCGUCGAGCAGAUCAAAGCCUUUGCCGAUGCCAAGACGACCACCUUUUGGGAGUCUGUCGCAGGUGUGCAGGGUGCUCGGCGCAAGCGACACCAUCAGCUCGUGAAGCCGCCGCCCGUGGCGCCCAAGAAGGUCGUGCCAGAGGACGCCGACGAGGCCAAUGAUCUCAAGGUCGACCCAGCCGUGCUUGACCAGAUGCUGAGGAGUGCCUGCAGUGCGCUCGUCCAGGCUGAGCCAGACCUGACCAAGUGGGACACCGUCAUGGGCGACGGUGACUGUGGGGAGACGCUGAAGACGGGCGCCACCAGCCUGGUCGCAGCCCUGGACAGCAAGAAACUUGCUGCGAGGGGCUCUGUGCUCCUGGUGUUGCAGGAAGUGGAGGACAUUGUCGAGACCAAGAUGGGCGGUACCCUGGGUGGCAUCCUGGGCAUCUUCUUUGUGUCCCUCCGCCAUGCGAUCGAGCGCAACGUGAGCGCGGGCCAGACCAAGGAUGCCGCGCAGAUCUGGGGCCGUUCUCUCUCUGCUGCACUCGAGCAGUUGUCAAAGUAUACGCCCGCCAAGGUCGGCGAUCGAACCGUCAUGGACACCCUGAUCCCUUUUGCCGAGGCGAUUCAGAACGUCGGCACCUUUGACGAAGGGGUUCUCGCUGCUACGAAGGGCGCAGAUGCGACUAGGAAGAUGGCGCCCAGGCUCGGUAGGGCUACGUAUGUUGCUGCAGGACGGCAGAAUGGGGGCUCGGGCGUGUUGCCACCGGAUCCUGGGGCCUGGGGAGCCAUGGUGGCCAUCCAAGGGUUGAGGGAUGGACAGGUCAUCUGA
Molecule: messenger RNA, 1803 nt
Organism: Cryphonectria parasitica EP155
Lineage: Eukaryota; Fungi; Ascomycota; Sordariomycetes; Diaporthales; Cryphonectriaceae
Product: dihydroxyacetone kinase
Exons: 1
Coding region: 1-1803 (600 amino acids)
Biological process (GO): glycerol catabolic process
Cellular component (GO): cytosol
Molecular function (GO): ATP binding; glycerone kinase activity
Source: RefSeq, a predicted model, not a curated record